CUCUCAUCUUGUCGACUAUUGACUUCAAUUCUUGCAAUCAUCUGUUUUGCCAUCUAUCACACCUUAUUCAUUUGAGUUUUGAGCAAUCUCCCUUACAAAUCACCAAUUCUCAAUAAUUCUCGUUUGCCCACGAACCGUUACAACGCCUACGUCAACCAUAGGACAAAACCUGCCAGCACCAUCUCUUCACAACCACCCAUUGCCUGGUUCUGACCUGCAAUGGAGCCGACAUGGUAGGACAUACGGCUGUUGCCCACAUUUUGAACGACAUGUGUGUUCAGCCGUAACAUUACAUCAUACUCAGGCAUAUGGCGUUGGUCUAUGCCCCUGAUCCGGGAACUCUCCCGGAUGAACAGUGGGAAGCCAUCUACCUUUCCUCUCGUGAUGCCUCUGCUGCUAUUCCCAUCAAUUUCAUCACCCAGCCCGGUGUCCAUCUCACACCAGCAUGUUUUGCCAAUGGCGUCUACGACGACAUCCCAGCUCAGACCUGUAUAUCCAAUCUUCUGGCUCUUCAAUUCCAUCGCUUUGUGGUCGACCUGUAUUGGGAUACUAUCAAUCGCCAGUUAAGUCUAUGUCCCGUCGAACUCCCCCCCCUCGCCGGCAAUGCUUCAAGUGGUCUCAGUGUCGAUGUCUCUGCCCUGAGUUCGCUCACAGCCACCACCACACCAGUCGCUCCAACAACUUCUCCCACCGGUGGAUCGCCAGUCAAACGGCAGACUGAAGAUUCCAGUCUAAGCACGACUACUCCCACUCCCAACAUGACCACAACCGCUACUUCCACCAUGCCCGCCUCCAUACCAACCACAACCGGAGUUGGCGGCAAUACACUUUUGGAGCUUGGCAACUAUAGGUGCAGCUUGGAUCUUAACCUGGACUCGAUCAUCUCUUUGCUCUCAUCAUUCUUUUCAAAUACAUCAGAUACCCUCUCAGUCCGCCUGUCCUACUUGGAUCUCAAUCUACACGCCGCUGCCCCCUUUACUGCUCCUGGGGAGCCUGCCGGCAAUGUGACUGGCCAAAAGCUUCCCAUCCUUGAAGAGUUGGCAGGAUCCCAGCUCUUGGCAGCAUUCCCGCGCGCACUAUUCACCCCGGAGCAAUUAGCCAAUGACAGGCUAGACUUGGGCCGAUCAUGGUACCGCAACUCGUUCAGUCAGAGCACAGACACAUCCUAUUUUGAAGAGCUUCGGGGCUUAAGAAACAACAAUUUCACCCUGGAUGGGUGGCCGGGCGAAGCGUGGUUACUCCUCUCUGACAAUCGGCGUCUGCUGGCCAGCUGGGGACACAUUGACCCUCAAAUGCAACUGUAUAAUUUUCAGGAGGAUGAUGCUAAUGUCUUCCCUCCCGGCUAUAUCAAUGCAGACACCAACAUCUCGGUGGCCGAUACGAAUUCCAUUGAAACUGGCUGCUUCUACCGACCCGACGAGUUUGAAGCGAGCCAGAUCAACUCCUCCUGGGCAACAGCGACUUUCCGCGAAUCAAUCCCAAACGCUUUGUCCGACACGAUCGGGAACUUGACGUCGUGCGGCAUCUCGUCAAUCUUGAAUUCAUCAUUGUCGGGAACCGUGACCCAGGAUAACCUAGCUCCUUAUAAGAGUUUCGCCGAGGCGACCAUCUUUGGCUGGGCGAGGGGUGAGCCUCGGAAUGUUUCGAGGCAGGGUGGUGGUCGCUCCGAUAAUACCAAUCGAUGUGCCAUUAUUGAUUCGACCAGUGGAUUCAACGGCCAUUGGAGAGUGGACAACUGCCAAAGCCGACAUCGAGUCGCUUGUCGACCUCAACGCCAACCCUAUGUCUGGAAUCUCUCGACCAUUUCAGUCCCAUUUGGGGCAGCCGCCGACGUUUGCCCAGAUGGGAGCGCAUUCCAGCUGCCACGCACCGGCUUGGAAAACACAUAUCUAUACCAACGAAUUCUGAGCGAGUCGAAUACCAGCAAUACGAAUGACGCGAACUCCAUGUUGGAAGGUGUUUGGAUCAACUUCAACUCGUUGGACAUUGCCAACUGUUGGACAUCAGGGGGUGCCAAUGCCACAUGCCCGUACGUAGACGAAAGUUCUGAGCAACGAGAACGUAACGUUUUGAUACCUUCAAUUGCAGCUUUGAUUGUUCUGUUACUUUCUGUGUUGACUCUGUUGGUCAAAUGCAAUGAAAACAGGAGGAACAGCCGAACGCGUCGUCGCGGAGAGAAUGGCUGGGACUAUGAAGGUGUUCCAUCUUGAGGUCACGGGCAUGGGCGUUGAAUGUAAUUCUCAUAUAUACCAUACAUAUUUUGAUGAGGGCAUUAUGAUAAUAGAUUCCCUGACCCGCCUGGAUGAGUUGGUUCUGGGGAUGUGGGUUCAGAAAA
This is a messenger RNA of Exophiala mesophila, 2335 nucleotides long. RefSeq lists its product as uncharacterized. The transcript has 2 exons. Bases 309 to 2210 code for a protein of 633 amino acids. NCBI's taxonomy places the organism in Eukaryota, Fungi, Ascomycota, Eurotiomycetes, Chaetothyriales, Herpotrichiellaceae. The record is from RefSeq and is a predicted model, not a curated record.